Molecule: messenger RNA, 2621 nt
Organism: Dinoponera quadriceps
Lineage: Eukaryota; Metazoa; Arthropoda; Insecta; Hymenoptera; Formicidae
Gene: cert
Product: collagen type IV alpha-3-binding protein
Exons: 8
Coding region: 368-2146 (592 amino acids)
Biological process (GO): ER to Golgi ceramide transport
Cellular component (GO): Golgi apparatus
Molecular function (GO): phosphatidylinositol-4-phosphate binding
Source: RefSeq, a predicted model, not a curated record
GACUAGAAAUUUCCAAGAAUUCUUCCAGCUGGCGCGACGCCUCUCGUGCGAACGACUCCACCGUGUAGUGGUAAUCCUCCCGCUUGACGUCUCGUAUCGUGUGAUAAGAAAUAUUUUGCGUACAGGUUAUGUGUGGCUUAAUUGCCAGGGAGAGUGUGUUUUGAGAGACGUAGCUGAACAUAGCGAUAACCGACGAAGCGCGAUAGAUAACCCGCGAGUCUCCUUCAUUUCCUCCGGCGGGACGAGAAUCGACGUUUCGCGUUAUCUCCGCUUCCCGCUUCAGCUCGAUUCCGACUCGCCUCUGCGGCGAUGUCAAGCGUGUCCCGGAUAAACCGCGGGCCGUGAGAGAUAUAACCGAUUAAUAAGAAUGGCCGACGAGGCGGCGGUGACACUACGUCUCAAUAAUAACGAGGACGCCGAGUGCAUAGACGCCGAGAUCGACGGCGAUGACGAGGAGGAGGGCUCCGACGGGGUCAUAGUUCCGGAACUUCAGGGUACAUUAUCCAAAUGGACAAAUUACAUACAUGGCUGGCAAACUAGAUUUAUUGUACUCAAAGAUGGUACUUUGUCUUAUUACAAAUCUGAGCAGGACAGUGGAUUCGGAUGCCGAGGCUCGAUUAGUCUGUAUAAAGCCAAUAUCAAGGCACACGAAUUCGACGAAUGCAGAUUUGAUGUGUCUGUGAAUGACUGUUUGGUUUGGUAUUUAAGGACAAGGAAUCCAGAAGAGAAACAGCGAUGGGUGGAUGUGUUGAAAUCUUAUAAGUCAGAAUCUGGUUACGGAAGUGAGAACAGUCUCAAACGACAUGGUAGUGCCAUAUCGCUUGUGUCAAAUACACAAUCGACGACAAGUGCUGGUAGCUUUACAAAGCGCGGCAUUAGGGGACUGAAAGAGAAACUAGCUGAGAUCGAGACCUUUAGGGACAUUCUAAUCAAGCAAAUCGAUACACUGCAGAAGUAUUUUGAUAAUUGUGCAGAAAAUGCUAAGAAUACUUCCAAGAAAGAAAAGAAAAUUGAGACAAUGUUCAAUCCAGCCGAACAGUCAGUGGAUUUUAAAGGAGAAGCGAUAACAUUUAAAGCCACCAGCGAAGGAGUGUUAGCGACUUUACAGCAUUGCGUUGAAUUAAUGGUACAACGGGAGGAUGCUUGGCGCCGUAGAUGGGAAAAAGAAGUCGAGAAGAGACGAAAGUUGCAAGAACUUUACAAGGCCCUGAAAGAUCAAGUUGCUAUGCAUCAUACUGGCUCACCAAGACCGAGGGUCCUCAUCCACGGAGGACCUGACUACGAGGAAGGUCCACAUAGCGCUCUUUGCGACGAGGAAUUUUACGAUGCCGUGGAAACGGGUUUGGACAAAAUCGAUGAGGAGAAUCAAUUGAGGGAUCGUUUAAAACAAAAAUCUGUCUCGAUUCUGACGUCACCUACCACACCAGCGUCUACGCACAGGCUAUGGCCAGAGAUAGAGAAGAUCACGAUGGAACAAUUGCAUUACGCUCGACUGGGUGUUGGUGGGGCGGGCGGUUGGCAGUUAUUCGCCGAGGACGGUGACAUGCGGAUGUACCGGCGGGAAGAGGAGGCUGACGGUUUGGUCGUGGAUCCCCUGAAAGCGUGCCACGUCGUCAAAGGGGUCACCGGUCACGAAGUGUGCGAAAUAUUCUUCAGUCCCGAGUACAGGAGCGGCUGGGAAGCCACGCUCGAGGACAUGACGGUCGUCGAGAACAUUUCCAAAGAUACGUUGCUAUUCCUGCAAACGCACAAGCGCAUUUGGCCGGCGAGUCAGAGGGACGCGUUGUUCUGGUCGCACAUGCGCCACGUAUCGGACGAUCAAGAUCGCGACGCCCAGGAUCUGUGGAUAGUCUGUAACCAUAGUACCGAGCAUCCUGAUUACCCGCCGAACGCGGGUAAAUGCGUGAGAGUCUACCUGACUGUUUGUCUCGUAUGCCAAACGUUCAUCGAUCCGCCGAAGGACGAGGAGGAGAUAAAGAGGGAGAACGUUACGUGUAAAAUAACAUAUUGUUCAGUUGUGAAUCCGGGUGGCUGGGCUCCGGCGUCCGUUUUGCGUGCCGUUUACAAGAGGGAGUAUCCAAAGUUCCUUAAGCGUUUCACUAAUUUUUGUAUCGAUCAGUGCAAAAGCAAGCCGAUCACAUUCUGAAUGUGAUGUUGAAAAAAAAAUGAAACUUCAAUGUUUUCCAUCCAGCUCCUUAUUCGCUAUUUCAAAGUGUCUUCACAUGAUUAUUGUAAAAAAAAAAAAAACUAUUUGUAUUGUUACAUACUGUAGGAGUACAUAGAAGGGCUAUUACGACGUAAGUGAAACUGUUUUUGUAUAUUACCUUUUUUUUUUUAUUUGCUUAAGAUAAUCUACUUAUAUAGCUUGUGAAAUGGGAAGACGAGCUGUUAUAUUAAAGGCCAUUUAAAGGUAUAUAAAGGUAUGAGUGUAUAUAGCAGUCUUGUACACUCGAAAAGAAAAAAAUAUGAACAACUCUUUCAUGACAUAACGAGGCACGCGUGGCUACAGCACCGUUUACAGAUUAUCCUUUCCUCUUCAAAUAACAGCUUGUUAUUUGUUAUACAGAAUGCUAUCGCAACCGAGUUGUACAAAUCUUUAAUAAAAAAAAAUUGGAUACAUA